This is a messenger RNA of Priceomyces carsonii, 387 nucleotides long. RefSeq lists its product as uncharacterized. Gene Ontology annotation, cellular component: EMC complex. Lineage: Eukaryota; Fungi; Ascomycota; Pichiomycetes; Serinales; Debaryomycetaceae. The record is from RefSeq and is a predicted model, not a curated record. Gene Ontology annotation, biological process: protein folding in endoplasmic reticulum. The coding region runs from base 1 to 387 and encodes 128 amino acids. The transcript has a single exon.
AUGACAUUAUCGUUGAUUGCUUAUACUUUUGGAAUUCUUCUUCUUGCUCACGCGGGCUAUUCCUCAUUCGAAUUCAAUCAUUUGGUUAAAACUAGUGGUUUGAGAGCUGACUUUCCAGUCGAUAUCAUAAUCGAAACCCUCAUGAGCAUUGCCGUUAUCGGCUAUGGAGCUAUUGCAUCAAUCGAGAAUUCGUCGUUCUAUUCAAUUAAGAACAAGAAGACGAAUCCUGAUACCAAAUACUUACGACCUAUUGAAAUGACACAUGCAGUAAAAGAUUUUGAAAAACUAGGUAUAAACGAUUAUCAACAAUACAUUACAAGGCUAGACUUCAUUGACAUCCACGAAAAAAGACAUCAAUUCACCGAAUGGAUAAAUCUGAAAGACUAA